This is a messenger RNA of Carica papaya (papaya), 3520 nucleotides long. Lineage: Eukaryota; Viridiplantae; Streptophyta; Magnoliopsida; Brassicales; Caricaceae. The record is from RefSeq and is a predicted model, not a curated record.
CCCUUUUUCAUGUUUAUCCCAUGGCUGGAAAAAAGAGAAUUUUUGAUGUUGGUUGGCCAGCGCAAUCUUAUAGCAUUCUUAAAAUUUUAUACUUCUUGGUAUCAAAAAAGUUGGUAGUGUGAACACAACCAUUUGAUGCUAUAGCUAGAUAGCUAGUCACUACGAGAAUUUUUGGGCUGUCUAUCGACAGGACUGCAAGUCUUAUUUUGCUAAAAUUCAUGAGCAUGCUUGCAAGUUGUACCUGUGAUGGGAAGAAAAGAAGUAGGCUUGAGAAUUCUCAAUUAGAGGUGUAUAUAGAAUAUUUCUUCUUUUUCAACCAUGACAAUUGAGGUUCCUGGGGCUUUAGGUCAGCAGUUCCAGACAGAAACAAGCAAUGCUGGCUCAGGCAGCAGCACUGUUACUGAUAGAAAUGUAAAUAAUAUUUGUGACCAGACAGGAGAGGAAUUUUCAAAUGAAUUCUUAAGGGAUCGUACUGCUGUAAGAAGUGGUAUGAAUCUCCAACAGCCUUGGAGAGUGGGUCUUAACUUCAACCAGAACCAUCGGUUGGUCUAUGAAGAUCAUAACACCAUUCUUGGGCUAAGGAGAGCGGACACUGAAGAUGUUUCAGAUUUUGUUCUUGCGGGAGGACCAGUAGCCAAAGUUGAAAACCAGGCCAAUUGUGAUAGUUCAUUAAAAAAUCACAUGGUGCGUGAUACAAAUGAUCAAAGACCAAUUAAAUUUUUUAAUAGAACUUAUCAUGAUUGGGUUACUCCGGCGCCAAAUGGUGCACCCUUUUAUGUGAUGGAGUCGCCUCAUAAGUACCACCCUUAUGGCCCAGGAGCUUCAGAAGAUCUUAACCCUGGAAAGAUGAAAUUUCUCUGCAGCUUUGCAGGAAGAAUACUACCAAGGCCAGUUGAUGGGAAGCUCAGAUAUGUGGGUGGAGAGACAAGAAUUAUAUCCAUUAGGAAGAAUGUUAUAUGGGAGGAACUUAUGAGGAAGACUUCUGCUAUUUGUAAUUAUCCUCACACAAUCAGGUACCAACUACCAGGAGAGGAUCUUGAUGCACUCAUAUCCGUUUGCUCUGAUGAGGAUCUUCUCCACAUGAUAGAGGAAUAUGAAGAGCUGGAAAGAUCCAGGGGCUCGCAGAGGCUGCGGAUUUUUCUAGUUUCUUCAAGUGAAUCUGAGAAAUCAAAUUCUUUUGAAGGGAGGAACGCAGACCAAAGCAAUGCUGGUUGUCAGUAUGUUUUCGCUGUUAAUGGCAUGCUGGAUGUAAGUCCUCGGAAGAGCUCCAGUGGGCAGAGCGUGGCAAGCCAAUCAACUCAGCUGGGAAAUGCUUCAGAUUAUAGUCCAACUUUUCAUCGGGAUUCUCCUACAUCUGUUCAUACACUAGAGAGGAAGGAGUAUAGUCCAACUUCCGCUAAUUUAGUUAGCAUGUUUCAGAAUCCUGCUGCUAAGUUCAUACCGGCACUCACUAUACCAGAGAACUUAUCUAUUCAAUCUCCUUCUUCAUCUCCAGUUUCAGUUCAGCAUAGGGAGGCCCAGAAUCUCCAUGUUAAGGUUUAUGCAGAACAAUCACGUGCUAACAAUAAGGAACUCAUCGAUCAUUUUGUCGUUGACAAACAACCAUAUGACAAUUCAUAUUUUCUCAAUGUGACUUGUAAUUAUGAUAAUCCUCCUCAUGGACCUGUGCCGUUGAUGAAUUAUCAGUAUCAUAACCAAUAUAAGUUAGAAAACAAUCAGACUAACAAAUCUCCUGAAAUGCAUUUUCACAAUCGUAACCCCAGUGGGGACUUUGUGCCUUAUCUCCAACAUGAUCAAAUUGAUAUGCUCUCUGAGAAACCAAUGCUCAAGGAAAGGGCACUUUCUGACUCACAGUUGCAAGAGCAUGAUGAGAAGUCAACUUACUGCCUGGAAGCUGUCCCACAUUCAUGGAAUGAUGUAAGAGAAAAAUCACCUUCAUUGGCAAUAUCAUUUUCAUCACAACACCGCCCAGUGAAACGGCAAGAGGUAAUUGACGAGAUAUAUGAAAUGGCACAGCAUGAGAAUCAGCCCAGGACAGACUCUUAUAAGGAAAAGGUUGAACUUAAUCAAGAGAUUUUGAAGUGGAUGGACAAGAAUAAUGCUGGAUCAGAUAAGGAUAGUAGACAAUUUAGAGAAUAUACUGAGGUUACCUCAUAUGAAACAGCGACAGAGAGCAGCAUUUUUCCAGUUUCAAGCUACAAACCCCAACUUUGUGAGUCCUCUAGAGAGUCACAAGACUCUGCAAGCUCAGUCUUCACUUUACCUGUCAAUGCUUGGGAAUAUUCUACUGAGUCUACAAGGGAGCACCGCCGUGGUUUCCAGCUAGAAUUAAACAAACCUGUCAGGAGCCAAAGUGCUCCCAGCAAUCAGCAAUGUGUUGCAACUGAAGCCACAAGUCAACCAGCUUCCCAGAGAUUCACUGGAACGUCAACAAUUCUGUCUUGGGAACCAUCUGGUACAUUUGGGACUGUUUACUACGGAAAGUGGAGAGGAACUGAUGUUGCUAUUAAAAGAAUUAAAAAAAGUUGUUUUUCAGGCAGAUCAUCUGAGCAAGAACGCCUUACAAAAGAUUUCUGGAGAGAGGCACAGAUCCUUUCAACCCUUCACCACCCAAAUGUGGUAGCAUUUUAUGGUGUGGUCCCUGAUGGACCAGGAGGGACUAUGGCAACAGUAGCUGAAUAUAUGGUAAAUGGUUCAUUGAGGCAUGUCCUGCAGAGGAAAGACAGAUCAGUUGAUCGUCGUAAAAAGCUUAUGAUCACUCUGGAUGCAGCUUUUGGAAUGGAAUAUCUACAUCUGAAAAAUAUUGUCCACUUUGAUUUGAAGUGUGAUAACUUGCUUGUCAAUUUGAGGGAUCCCCAACGACCCAUAUGCAAGGUUGGAGAUUUUGGGUUGUCAAGAAUUAAAAGGAACACACUUGUGUCUGGUGGUGUACGAGGAACCCUUCCAUGGAUGGCACCAGAAUUAUUGAAUGGCAGCAGUAACAGGGUCUCUGAGAAGGUGGAUGUCUUUUCAUUUGGUGUAGCAAUGUGGGAGAUCCUGACUGGGGAAGAGCCAUAUGCUAACAUGCACUGUGGUGCCAUCAUUGGGGGGAUUGUAAAUAACACACUCAGGCCUCCUGUACCUGAACGUUGUGAUAGUGAGUGGAGAAAGUUGAUGGAAGAGUGCUGGUCUUUUGAACCUACUGCAAGGCCAUCAUUCACAGAGAUAGUUAACAGACUGCGGUCUAUGUCGGCAGCACUACAACCAAAGCGACGCAAUUAUGCUAUAAGAUGAAAUCAAGGUUCCAUAACUACCUUCUUGACUCUGUCGAUGAUCAUCUUCAUCAUCAAGAAGAAGAGAGGAAAUGAACAAGAAGAUUAUUAUUCCAGGUCCUUCACCUGUUUAUUGGAGAUACUGAAGCAAAGAGCAAAAACUGCUGCCGGGUAUACUGUAUUGACUGCAUGAAUUUCAUAUUCUGGGAUCUGAACCUCCUUAUUAGAGAAAUUUUUCGUGUACUGUAUAUUGAUUGUAUAUAUUGUGC